Messenger RNA from Diabrotica balteata, 411 nucleotides. Lineage: Eukaryota; Metazoa; Arthropoda; Insecta; Coleoptera; Chrysomelidae. The record is from the annotation of a GenBank genome assembly.
AUGAAUCGAAAAUUAUUUGAGGAAUAUUUCAAAUGGGGGCUUAUUGUAAACACAAGCAAAACAGAAUUUUUAAAAAUUGGAGAAAAUACUACAGAUCUAAGGCUUGAAAACGCAGUCAUAAAAGGUUGCAACCAGUAUAAAUAUCUAGAAAGCAUCAUAUCAGCAGAUGACAGAGUCAAGAUAGAUGUACAAAACCGAAUAACCCAAGGGAAAAAAUGCAUCCGAAUACUGAAUUCAUUACUGUGGUCUAAUAAAAUAAAGAUGCAUACCAAACUUCAUGUAUACAGAGCAAUUGUAGAACCGAUUACCACAUAUGGUGCCGAAUGUUGGACGAUGACAAAGAAUGCACGAGAUAAAGUAGACGUUGUGGAAAUGAAGGAAUGAGGAAAUACGAAACCGUACAGGAAUUAG